AUGGCGUUCAAGUAUAGUGAUUAUGGCCUCAUCGUUAGCAUAGAGUUUGGCACCACAUUUUCAGGGUCAUGUUAUGCUAUUGCUGGUAGAAUGUCUCCAAAAGAGUUGAGAGAAACAAUCUACCCAAGCAUUAUUCAUAUUAUUACUGAUUGGCCAAAGCAAAAUAAGUUAAAGCAUAAAACACCAUCUGCUAUUGUAUGGGCUUUUCGUCGUACUGGAAAUACUAGUCAACUCGAGCUUUUAUGCCUAAGAGCUACGAUUGAUUAUUUUAGAGAGCUUUUUGAUCAUACAGCUAGAGUUAUGCAAAAUGCAAAUAUGGCUCAAGGGACAACCGGCGAUAUAAAAAUUGAUAAAGAAAAUAUUCGUUUUGUUAUCACCGUACCAGCACAGUGGAAUGAUGUCCAAAGAGCUAUUAUGCGUAAUGUCGCCAAAGAGGCUGGUCUUAUAUCUGAAGAAGAUCACAAAAAUCGUUUGCUAGUUAUCAACGAGUCUCUAGCCGCAACACUUUACUGUAAUGCUAAGACUGGGCUUAUGGGGAAGAACGACAAGUAUAUGAUUUGUGAUGCUGGUGGAGGAACUGUGAAACUCGCUGUAUUUGAAUCUACUGAUAAUGGUGACGAACAAGACAAUGAUAGUUUCCGAAGAUGUCAGCUUACAGCAGACAGUGGAAAAAAAUGUGGAUCCGUGUAUCUAGAUCUGAAAAUGAAGGAGGUCCUGUUGGAUAUCUGCUUUGGGGCAGACAAGAAAUCCUGGGAAAAUAACGAGUCAAAAAUAAAAGAACUUGAGUCAUUAAUAACACCUCUAACAGACCAAUUUCUCAUAAAUAAGACAAAUUUUGGAACAGCGAGAAAAGACUUUAUUCCUGAUUGCUGUCGUGAAAUUUUUGAAAACUAUGAUUCCAAUACAAGUGACUAUGAAGAACCAAGGUGCUGUGUUUGUGACUUUGCUGGAGGGAGCGACGCACAGUUUGUAGAUCUCGACAAUUUCGUUGAUGAUACGGUUUUUGUAAUUACGGAAAGUAAAAUAUUAGAUAAACUGAGGUUGGAAAAAGGCCCUGGCGAUGAAAUAAUUACGGAACAAGGUGUAACAGUCGUGGAUGACGAAUUUCAAUGUAAAAGUACACUUACUUACAAAUACAUGCGCGAAAACGUCUUUGAUGAAGUUAUCAAUAAUACAAUUGAACUUGUGAGAAGACAGAUCAAAAAGGCUAACGGAGAAAUCAAACGAAUAUAUCUGGUGGGAGGCUUCGGUGGUUUACCAUACUUACGCAAGCGUAUUUUAAACGAGUUUCCUGCUGAUAGCCCAUUACAUAUUGGAAGCUUGAUCCAGGACGAUAGAGGCGAUGCAGCAGCAAUGCGGGGUGCCUUAGUUUAUGCUAUUGAUGGCAGUAGACAUGAGCCUCAAUCUGAUGUUGUAUUUGACACAUACAAAAAUACUUCCACAUCGAAAUACAAUGCUCUGAUUUGUCUAGAUAUUGGUUACGAUGGAAUCGUAUGUUCUUAUAGAGAUUUGAGAAAUAGUGGUGAUAACAUGACAGACAUUGUAGAUUGGCCUGGUUUAGAUCGCCGUAACCCUACUAUCCCUACAGCAAAAGAAGCAUUAGAUGGGAAAACGUUAUGGGGAGCUCAAGUUAAAGAGACUGGCAUCCGCAAGCCAGAGUCGUUUGUUACGUUGAGUAAGCUUAUGUCUGCUAUGAAGGAGACUUUUAAAGCAUAUCUAGUUGACUUACUCAAAUACGUGCUGGAACAUGUGCAUAACUCAAUUAUGAAGACUAAUCCGUAUCUUUUAAAUAAAAGCAAGUACAGAUAUGUUAUCACUAUGGAAAACUGUUAUCAAUUCUUUGGCAACAAGUCCGAAAUGCGUGAAAUUGCUCAACUUGCCGGUGUCAUUAAAAAAGAUGAUUCCCUCAAAAGACUAUUGCUUAUUCGCCGAGAGGAUGCAGCAGCUAUAUAUUUUGAAAAGAACAAAUUCCCUGGAAAAAAGGCGCAAAGUAACUGUUUCCUUCAAAUAAACCUGUAUCACGAUACAUGUCAUUUGUCCUUACAUUUAUCAACCCAGAUUGGCGGUAAUGACACACCAAAAGCCAGUGAUGCUAAUAGGUCUGGGGAAUCGAUUUCUGAUAGAUUUAGAAAUGUCCGAAGAAUGAGGUCUGCUACAUUUGAAUUUGACCUUGUUGCUAGACUUGUUACAAAUCUGAGCUUGUUUAUAUCUAAUGCUGUAUGUUGUAAAGAUCAGAAAACCCAUGAUACGGCUGACCCAGCUUAUAUUUUGGAGCUUAGACGAAACUUUCUCGAAUAUCUAAAAAACAAACUAGAUCAUGAUAGUAACGAAGCACAAACUAUCCCGGUGACUCAAUCACCAGGCUGUCAAGUAUCUAUUACGAAAUACGAAUUUUUGGAAUAUGUUUUUUGGCCUGCUAUACGAGAUUUGACUUCAGCAAUUAAGAGUAACGGAAUGCAACGUAAUGUGUUUCGUAUAUUUGACAUCGAUUGGAUUUUUUUAUCCGGAUUUUCAGUAGAGGCAAAGAAAGAAACGAGUAAUUUUCUUGAACGAAUUGUUAUAAAAACAUUGUCCGAGGCUCUGAGUAUCCCAAGCAGCCGUAUAUGUUCGUCUGCUAUUAGCGAGCGGGUUUCUAGAAGGUCUUAUGCUAUUCAGGUUUGUGGUUACAAACGUCAAAAAUUUGAAAUUGACAUAGAGAAGAACAUAUCAGAAAUGAAGCUAAGAGGAGGAAAAAACGUGAAGAAUGACAUAUACAAUGAAGAAGCAGCAAAUGCAUAUAGUGAUGUAGCUAAACCAGUGAAUCUAUACUAUCAGUCAUCUUAUAAUUCAUCUUUAAAAGAUAGUGAUUCUUUAAGAACCCGGACGAUAUUUUAUGCCGAGGAAGAAUGUAUCGUUUAUGCCUCAAUUUACUCUUCUGACGAUCCUACCUCAAUUGAAAACGGAAGCAAACAUGAUCUUUCAGGCUUUUACAAAAUCCACCAAUUCGAGCUUUAUAUUAAACGCGAUAUAGAUGACCCAACCACUAUAGCUCCUGAAUCUCGACUUCAUUUUGAUGUAAGUCUAAAGUUUGAUAGAGAUGAGUCCAUAUUCGAAGCUUUUGCUUGUUCAAAACUUGGACAGAAGAUCCCCAAUUUUCGAUUUGAAGAUCAGUUCUUGGUAGCAAAUAUCUACGGCAAUGAAAAUCGGAUAAUUAUUGAAGAAUCACAAUUGACAAGGACAGAAUAG
Messenger RNA from Mucor mucedo, 3225 nucleotides. RefSeq lists its product as uncharacterized. The transcript is spliced from 13 exons. Gene Ontology annotation, molecular function: ATP-dependent protein folding chaperone; ATP binding. The record is from RefSeq and is a predicted model, not a curated record. NCBI's taxonomy places the organism in Eukaryota, Fungi, Mucoromycota, Mucoromycetes, Mucorales, Mucoraceae. Bases 1 to 3225 code for a protein of 1074 amino acids.